AUGGUUUGGGACGAUUCACGGGGGUCGAGUCAGCAUCCACGUUCGAGAGGGGGCGCGGCCGGUGUUUAUGCGCGCACGGCCGCUGGCGUACGCACUACGCGAGCCGGUUGAGCGCGCGCUGGAGCAGCUGGUGCGCGACGACAUCCUCACUCCCGUCAGCCACUCAGACUGGGCUGCACCAAUCGUUCCGGUUGUGAAGAAAGAUGGGACGAUUAGAAUCUGUGCUGAUUUUAAACUAAGCUUAAACAAAGUUUUGGAGGUCGACCGUUAUCCGUUACCUAAGGUAGAAGAUCUUUUGUCUCGGUUGCACGGAGGCGAAAGGUUUAGUAAAGUCGAUUUGUCACAGGCGUACGCCCAAUUUGAGCUGGGAUGA
This is a messenger RNA of Trichoplusia ni (cabbage looper), 373 nucleotides long. RefSeq lists its product as uncharacterized. The record is from RefSeq and is a predicted model, not a curated record. Lineage: Eukaryota; Metazoa; Arthropoda; Insecta; Lepidoptera; Noctuidae. The annotation marks the transcript as partial. The transcript has a single exon.